This is a messenger RNA of Drosophila eugracilis, 1571 nucleotides long. It is a transcript of the gene fs(2)ltoPP43, whose product is annotated as probable RNA polymerase II nuclear localization protein SLC7A6OS. The record is from RefSeq and is a predicted model, not a curated record. Gene Ontology annotation, biological process: developmental process. The transcript has 3 exons. The coding region runs from base 92 to 784 and encodes 230 amino acids. Lineage: Eukaryota; Metazoa; Arthropoda; Insecta; Diptera; Drosophilidae.
GUCACACUUCGCGUCACACAUUUUUUGAUCGAAUCGAGUUAUUUCGCCUUCUAUUACUUCUACUUCCUAAACUUUUACCGAACAAAACGAAAUGCCAGCGGUUGUGCGUAUUAAACGUCGCAUCGAUGAGGAGCCGCACACCGCAUUUGUCCUAAAUGGCAAACGUCGGCGCCUCCAAAACGAUGAAAACUCUCUGGAGGAUUCGGGCGCGGUGGCGGGAGCAACGGCAUCAGACAAAGACGAGCUGACCACCGUCUUGAAAUUCGCCGGCACGCUGGAAAAGCAGGACGACUGUGCAACUCGUCAGUUUGCAGCUGCCAGAUUGAACAAAGCCACCGCCCGUGAGUUGGUGCAACAGCAGCGGUCCAAUGAUGCAGCCAUUGCCAGUGCCCUGCGGCGCGAUCGACAGCGGCAGGAGGCUCAGCAAAAUGCGCGUGAGCAACGUUUCCGGGUGGUAAAUUGCCUACGCAGUACUCUCGAGGAUAAUGAAACAGAAUCAGAAUCAAAUAACCAAAAUCAGGAGUCCACAAGUCAGAUAACCAUUGUAGACAUUGAAUCGCAACAGCAGCAGCAACAGCAAUCGGGAACUGAAACUCCAGCAGUACACGAUCAGGAUAUAGAAGCCAUUCAUGAUCAGCAACAGCCCGCCGAUUCCGAUGUGGGUUACGUUUACGAUCUAUAUGUUCCCGAGAAUGAGAUGCAGGCGGCCUACGUCGAUUUGAUGGACGACAACUAUCUAAGGUUGUAUUAUCCGUUUAAUUACUACAACAACUGCUACUGGUAGACAAUUCAUUAACAAAAAGAUGAGAGAGAGCGAGAGACAAAGCCCAGGCAAUUAAGAAGAGUGAUGACACCCAACACCCCACCCACGACAAUAAAAAAAAGGGACUGCAACUGGCAACUAACAUCACUAUAUACAAGUUCAUUAAUAAUCAGCAUCUGAUAAAUGCCUCCAAAACUACCGAUCGAAUGAGAUUAAAAUCGCAUGAUUGAAAAAAAAACAUUUUCUGUUAGAAAUUACAAAGAAAUAUUUCAAUCUUUUACCAAAACUGUGUUUGUGAGAUUCCGUAAAUCUUUUAUAAGAAUAUGUUUUUCGCAUAUUUAAAUGUAAAAAUAAGUUAAAAAUGAAAAUAAUCUUAACGUUUUAUUGUAACAUAAUUAUGUCACGUUUUUAUAAUUCCCUCUUGCCAAAGUAUUUUAAUAAACAAAACUAUUUCUAAGUUUUCUACUUCUAUUGUUAUCACGCACAAGAGGUGUAUUCUUUUGAUAGAACUUUAUGCAUAUGUCUCAUUACCUUACGUUUCUAGUUUUAAUUAACUAUUAAAUUAGUAUAAAUCACACGCACACACACACCGCAUAUUCUAAAACUCUUCACCGAGUACUUUUCAUUUAUUUAUCGCCAGUUGUCAGUUGCCUUUUUGUGUUAUUUUUCCAUUCCGAAAACAGACGGAAAACAAUAGAGCUGAAAGUCUAAUUAAGUGAAUAGUUUUAGUUUAAUUUGAUUGGGGUCUAAACGUUGCCUGAUAUCAAAAAUAAACUGAAUAAAUAAAUCGACUAAACUACAUGACAAA